Molecule: messenger RNA, 1247 nt
Organism: Phyllostomus hastatus (greater spear-nosed bat)
Lineage: Eukaryota; Metazoa; Chordata; Mammalia; Chiroptera; Phyllostomidae
Gene: LRRC23
Product: leucine rich repeat containing 23
Exons: 8
Coding region: 69-1094 (341 amino acids)
Molecular function (GO): protein binding
Source: RefSeq, a predicted model, not a curated record
GCAAUCUGUCAACCACUGAGCCAGGACCUGGCUUGAUCAAACUCCAGAGCCUUCAGCAGGGAAGAGAGAUGUCAGAUGAAGAGGAUCUGGAAGAUUUCGAGCCAGACCAGGAAGAUCUGGGAAGGGAAGAAGACGAGAAGGAGACAGAGGAGUGGGAGGAUGACAGGAAAGAGGAGGAAGGCGGCUCCGAGGAAUGGAUUCUCAACCCCCUCACGGAGGACAUGAUGAAGGAAGGGCUUUCUUUGCUCUGUAAGACUGGAAAUGGACUGGCCCAUGCUUAUGUCAAGCUGGAGGUUAAAGACAGAGAUCUGACAGACAUCUCUUUGCUGCGUUACUACAUCCAUCUGCGUUAUGUGGAUAUUUCUGAGAACCAUCUGACAGACUUGUCUCCACUCAAUCACCUCACCCACCUGCUCUGGCUCAAGGCUGAUGGCAACCGGCUUCGGAGUGCCCAGCUGAAUGAACUGCCCUACCUGCAGAUUGCCAGUUUUGCCUAUAAUCAGAUCACGGACACUGAGGGCAUCUCUCAUCCUCUUCUGGGCAUCCUGAAUCUCAAAGGGAACCACAUCCAAACGGUGACAGGCCUGGACCCCCAAAAACUGAUCAGCUUACACACACUGGAGCUUCGAGGGAACCAACUGGAAAGCACAAUGGGGCUCAACCUUCCCAAGCUGAAGAACCUGUUCCUGGCACAGAACAUGCUGAAGAAGGUGGAAGGCUUGGAGUACCUAAGUAAUCUCACUAGCUUGCACCUUCGAGACAACCAGAUUGAAACUCUGAGCGGCUUCUCCAAGGAAAUGAAAUCACUGCAGUACCUCAACCUGAGGGGCAAUCUAAUAAGCAACCUGCGGGAGUUUGCCAAGCUUCGGGACCUGCCCAAGCUUCGAGCCUUGGUGCUGCUGGACAACCCGUGCACCGACGAGAACGACUACCGCCAGGAGGCCCUGGUGCAGAUGCCGCAGCUGGAACGCCUGGACAAGGAGUUCUUCGAGGAGGAGGAUCGGUCUGAGGCCAACGAGAUUCGUCAGAGGAUGAAGGAGGAGCAGGAGCAGGAGCAGGAGUCCGAGCUUGAGCACUAUGAGGAUCCGGAGUAGCCACCGACGUAGCAGCAGUUCUUCUGGCCUCGAAGGAUAGGGAUCAGAGGUACUGGCCCCAAGACCUGAGAAGACUCGGUCAGCAGGGGCCACCACCGCACACCCUCAUGCCGAGACAGAGCACGCCCUCUCUUGCCCCAGGCCUGGGGAUUC